CUUCAGUCGUGAACGGUAAGCCGAGGAGGUUGGUUAUACGGCACCACUUUGCUUCCAUGUUAUUUCGUGUGUGAAGUGCAAUCUCCCCGAAUUUAUUUGCUUAUCCACCAUUGAGGAUCUUCAGUGAUCAUCGAGAUUAUACGAUUUUGUCGCGGAAGAUACACCGACGAAUUUCUGGGCUUCAGAACAUCCCGCUUGAAGCACGACUGCUAGACAAUGACGGGUGGCGUCUUGAGACUCUGCACACUCAGUGGGCAGCAUCUUUUGCGUAUUCCGCGCCCUAUUCAUCCUCUGCGCCUCUUUUCGGGCUCUGUGAAGCUCCUGCAGAAGGAUGGGAAGCCCGUGGAAGCCAUCAAGGGGAUUGAGUACAAAAAUCUCACAAUUGGCUGCCCCAAGGAGCGAUGGAACAACGAGAGACGUGUUGCCAUGACUCCAGCUGUGGCUGCAACGCUCAUCAAGAAAGGUUUUAAUGUAAAUGUCGAAUCCGGUGCUGGAUUGGAGGCAAAAUUCCGCGAUGAAGACUACAAACAGGCUGGAGCGAAAAUUGUCGACUCCAAGGGGAUCUACAAUGCAGACAUCCUCCUCAAAGUCCGUCAACCAACACAGGAAGAAGUUCCUCUACUGAAACCCGAAUCCACACUCAUCUCCUUCCUCUAUCCAGCACAGAAUAAGGAUCUCAUAAAUGAAUUGGGAAAACGGAAGAUUAAUGCAUUUGCCAUGGAUUGUAUCCCGCGUAUUUCUCGUGCUCAAGUCUUUGACGCUCUGAGUUCAAUGGCCAACAUUGCAGGCUAUCGAGCUGUUAUUGAGGCUGCCAACUACUUCCCGCGCUUCUUCACAGGUCAGAUCACUGCUGCUGGUAAAGUCCCACCUGCCAAGAUCCUCGUUAUCGGUGGCGGUGUAGCUGGUUUAGCUGCAAUUGGUCAAGCACGUGGUAUGGGCGCCAUUGUGCGAGCCUUCGACACGAGAUCCGUUGUCAAGGAGCAAGUUGAGAGUAUGGGAGCGGAAUUCCUGACCAUCAACAUUGAGGAAGAAGGAGGAACUGCUGGUGGCUACAGCAAAGAAAUGAGCAAAGCCUUCAUCGAUGCAGAACACGCUCUAUUCGCGAAGCAGUGCAAAGAAGUCGAUGUGAUCAUUACAACUGCCCUGAUUCCCGGAAAGAAAGCCCCCGUGCUGAUCCUUGAGGAACACGUGAAGUCCAUGAAGCCAGGAAGUGUCAUUGUGGAUUUAGCUGCCGAGGCAGGAGGAAAUGUCGCCACAACUGUUCCAGGGCAGGUUAAAGUGAUUCACGAUGUUGUUCACGUUGGUAUCACAGAUCUGGCCAGCAGACUCCCAACACAAAGCUCCACUCUGUACGCCAAUAACAUCAGCAAAUUCCUCCUAUCAAUGGGAGAGAAGAAUCACUUUGAUAUUCGCCUAGAGGAUGAGGUUGUUCGUGGUUCCAUUGUGUUGCGCAAUGGUGAACUCAUGUGGCCACCACCAGUCAUCCCCGUGUCCGCUCAAGCUGCCCCUGCUGCUGAAACAAAAGCCCCAGCAAAGGUUGAACCCGUUCCGGAGGAUCCCUUCCAGAAGCAGCUGAAGAGUAGUCUCACCUACACCGCUGGCUUGGCGUCUCUCCUUGCUCUCGGAGUUGCAUCCCCCAAUCCCGCUUUCACCACAAUGAUGACCACAUUUGGUUUGUCGGGAAUUGUGGGCUACCACACUGUGUGGGGCGUCACACCGGCUCUCCAUUCACCCCUCAUGUCCGUCACGAAUGCCAUUUCGGGCAUCACUGCCGUCGGAGGACUCCUGCUGAUGGGCGGCGGAGUUACUCCAUCAAACACAAUCGAAUCCUUGGCUGCUGGUGCAGCUCUCAUCUCAUUCAUCAACAUCUUCGGUGGAUUCCUCGUCACCCAGCGCAUGCUGGACAUGUUCAAACGUCCUGGAGAUCCACCAGAGUACAACAUGCUCUUCGGCAUUCCCGCAGCCGCCUUCCUCGGAGGCUAUGGAUACGCCGCUGUUGCCGGCUUCCCUGAAAUCCAUCAAAUGGCUUACCUGGCUUCUAGUUUGUGCUGCGUUGGGGCUCUUGCAGGGCUCUCGUCACAGAAGACAUCACGUCUGGGCAAUACUCUGGGCAUGAUUGGCGUCACGGGUGGAAUUGCCGCUACUCUUGGCCACAUGGCACCCUCCAAUGAAGUCCUCAUGCAGAUGGGUGGUGUUGCUGCUCUUGGCGGAACUUUGGGCAGCAUAAUUGCCAAGAAGAUCCAAAUUACGGAUCUUCCCCAGCUUGUUGCUGGCUUCCACAGUCUCGUGGGAUUGGCAGCUGUCCUCACGUGCGUCGCCACGUAUAUGCACGACUUCCCGAAUCUGGCAACUGAUCCUGCGGCCAAUGUGUUGAGGACAGCCCUCUUCCUGGGCACAUACAUCGGUGGAGUGACCUUCAGUGGCUCCCUCGUGGCCUAUGGCAAGCUCCAGGGCGUUCUCAGCUCAAACCCCCUCUUGCUUCCGGGUAGACAUUGGAUCAAUGGUGGUCUCCUUGCUGGCAAUGCUCUGGCCAUGGGAAUGUUCUACAUGGAACCAACAAUGGCCGGCGGAUUGGGACUCCUUGGAGCCACAUCCUUGAUGUCCACCGCAAUGGGAGUCACCCUGACUGCUGCUAUUGGUGGUGCUGACAUGCCCGUGGUCAUCACAGUGCUCAACUCCUAUUCCGGCUGGGCACUCUGUGCUGAAGGAUUUAUGCUCAAUAAUAACUUGAUGACCAUCGUGGGAGCUCUCAUUGGAUCCUCUGGUGCCAUCCUGUCGUACAUCAUGUGCAAAGCCAUGAAUCGUUCCCUGCCAAAUGUCAUUCUCGGUGGCUACGGCACCAGUUCCACAGGCGGUGGAAAAGCCAUGGAGAUCACUGGAACGCACACGGAAGUCAAUGUGGACGGGUGCGUUGAGAUGAUCAGAAAUGCCAAGAAUAUCAUCAUCACUCCCGGAUAUGGGCUCUGUGUGGCCAAGGCACAGUACCCCAUUGCUGAGAUGGUUAACAUUCUCAAGAGUCGCGGCAAGAAGGUUCGAUUCGGUAUUCAUCCAGUGGCUGGAAGAAUGCCCGGACAGCUGAAUGUUCUCCUCGCCGAAGCUGGAGUCCCGUACGACGAUGUGCUGGAGAUGGAUGAGAUUAACGAUGAUUUCUCAGAGACAGACUUGGUGCUGGUUAUUGGGGCCAAUGAUACAGUCAACAGUGCUGCUGAAGAUGAUCCAAAUUCCAUCAUUGCCGGCAUGCCCGUUCUGCGGGUCUGGAAGUCCGAUCAGGUCGUCGUUAUGAAACGAUCUCUGGGCGUUGGCUAUGCCGCUGUGGACAAUCCAAUCUUCUACAAGCCAAACACAUCGAUGCUGUUGGGCGACGCCAAGAAAACUUGUGAUGCGCUUCUGGCGAAAAUCAAGGAGGAGGAGAAUUAGAGAAAAGAAAAAGAAAAUUGUACAAAGGGAUUCAAACACAAAAAGAAAGAAAACCUUCCUUCGUACUGAAGGUUUCCCUGUAGAUGAAAAUUUACUCCCCCCCCCUCUUCCCUUCCACCCAUCAUAGAAGAAAUGACCUUUCAAUCGUUAAAGAAAAGAAAGAAAAACCCUUUAGCUGUGUAAAAUCAUCCCAAGAAAAGAAAAGUGAAUGUGAAAAAAAAGAUUUCAUAGAUUGAUGUAAAAUAUAAAUAUAUAUAUUUUUUCUAUAGAGGAAAACUUUACAAGUAACGAGAGAUAAAUUCCGCACAAUGAGAGCUGAGAGAAAGAUUAAACACAAUUUUUUUUUGUUCUUGUCAAAAGCCAUUCUCUCCUUACAGAGAACUUUUGAAUAAAAUCUACUUACAUUUUUUUUUUUAAAACUUUUUGUGAAUAGACAAAUUGAAUCAAGAAAAAAAGAAGAUUUUUAAAGCAAUUUUAUCGUCGCAGCAUUUAAAAACUCUAAAUGAGAUGUUAAUUUAAACGAAAAUAAAGUUUUAAUUUAUUUUA
Messenger RNA from Lutzomyia longipalpis, 3963 nucleotides. RefSeq names its product NAD(P) transhydrogenase, mitochondrial-like. Gene Ontology annotation, cellular component: mitochondrial inner membrane. Gene Ontology annotation, biological process: NADPH regeneration; proton transmembrane transport. Gene Ontology annotation, molecular function: NADP binding; NAD binding. The record is from RefSeq and is a predicted model, not a curated record. NCBI's taxonomy places the organism in Eukaryota, Metazoa, Arthropoda, Insecta, Diptera, Psychodidae. The transcript has 6 exons. Bases 217 to 3417 code for a protein of 1066 amino acids.